Molecule: messenger RNA, 495 nt
Organism: Fusarium tjaetaba
Lineage: Eukaryota; Fungi; Ascomycota; Sordariomycetes; Hypocreales; Nectriaceae
Exons: 1
Coding region: 1-495 (164 amino acids)
Source: RefSeq, a predicted model, not a curated record
AUGGGAGAUAAAGUUAGCCUACGGGGCCGACAGCUGCGGUGGUUCUUUGUCAAACAUGUCCGUAAUGGCAGUGUCAAUCUGUGGAGUUUCACGACCGAUGAUCCCUACUAUAUAAUAGUAUUCUAUCCGUUAUCCAGAGCAACGAUAUUUGAGCAUUACGAUGAUCCAGACUGGACUGAUAAUUACCAGGACAUGAUCAAUGUCCGAACCAAGUGGCGAGGCGCCAUGAGGGCAAAGCACGGUGCUUUUCCCAGAGACUCUAAAGAGCAAAUCCUCCGCAAGGACACGCAUUCACUGCCGGGACCGUCUCCAACUCCUGUGAUCGAUAAAGACAUAUCUGUGUACUUUCAGCCCCAAACACCCUCAGAGAAGGAGUCUCUUUAUCUCCGCCGCCGUCACACGCUCUACCACACCAUAGCGGCGAGGGCUACCCGAUGCCGUCACCUCUUGAGGUGGCUCACCUCGCACCUGCAUAUCCAAGGCUUCUGCAACUAG